AGGACUUCAUCAGCUCAGAGUCCAAGAUCCAUGCAGCCACCUGGGGAAAAGAAGCACGGAGAUUCUCCCAGAAGCCCUGACGGUGGGGACUUGUCCAGUGCUGGGCUUGGAGGCUCCUGCUCCACUUCUGAGAGUGCUGCCAGCCCAGACCUGUGCAUCGUGUCCCCAGAGGUGACUGAGCCAAGAAAGCACCCACAGGAAGCCACAGGUCCAGAAGGAACUCCACUGUCCAGCCCAAAACCGGCCUGGGAGCAGGAGUGGCCCUUGACCUCCAUGCCCUUCACCGAGUACACUCCAGAAGGUUGCUUGGCAAGCCCAGCAGCAGAACCUGAAGAUGUUCUCACCAAGCACCCAAGGAGGGAGCCUUCCCCAAGUGCCCCAGGGGAAACUGUGGCAUUUACCUCUGAAGGGGACAGUAUGGCUGCCAAAGUCUCUAGUGCUGGGGGAGACAAAGAGAUGAAGGCAGAGGGACAAAUUUCUUCCUCCUACAGUUGCACUCACCAGUCGCCAGGAAUUUCACCAGCACCUCCAGGAGAGCCAAGGAAGGAGCUGCUAUGUGCAGAGGGUUGCAAAGAGUCUCAAGAGAAAGAGAGUAUAAGUCGCUGUUCCCCUUCAGAAUCUAGGCUGGAUGUGGCUUCUGGACAGACAGUCCCCAAGGCCUCUGCUUCUGCCCUUCCAGACAAGGAGAGCUCAGCUGGCCUAGUGGAAUGUCCCCUAAAACCCGAGACCAUGGUCCCACAAGGUUCAGCUCCAAGAGCCUUGGACAGAGAAAAGGGCCAAGUGGAGAUGCCACCUCAGCAUUUAGCCAAUGACUUGGAAUUCCUUAGCUCCUGCCAUUCCCCUGGGAGCAAUUCAGGAGCUGCCCAUGAAGCUGAAGCUGCUGCUUCCCAGGAGAGCUGCCAACAGCAGAUGGGAGCACAUCUUCUCCACGUAGAGCUGCCCUGGGACCCACUGAGUCCUGCCCUGGUGCCAGGGAAGGAAACUCUGGGUGCCAGUGAUGCUCGUAGUCACUUGCAGACAGGGAUGAAAGGUGUAGAGACCCAUCAAGUUGCCCAUGUGGCAACAGGCAUCCAGGUAUAUGGGAGUUCACUUGACAGCCCUGAGCCCGUUCCACUUACCCAGACUGAAGAAACACAUCCAGCUUCAAGCCCCACAGCACAUCCAGCCCCUGGGAUUCCUGCUGGAACAGAAGGACCCAGUUCACUGGCCAGGGAGAUGGCUUCCAAAGCUGAAGUGCCAGUUUCUGCAGAUGUGGUCAAAGAGCUGGAGGAUGCAAGGUCAGCAGGACUGGAAAAUUGGUCGUCCAAUUUUGGAAGAGAGCAAGAGCAUUCAGAAGCAAGCCCAGGAGAGGUUUCUGCCUCUUCACCCCAGGAGAGGGUAGAGCUCUGGAACUGGGAGCAAAGCCAUGCAGUCACACGAGGCGUGAUGCUGUCCUCUCCUCCUCCUCCUGGGGCUUCAAGCAAAGGUACCGGGAGCUCAGUGGGGCCAAAGGAGGGAACUAAGGCCCCCGAGGAUACUGGAAGUCCAAAUGUGGCUAAAGAGAAAAACAGAUGCCAUGGAGACAACCCUGCAGGACCAAUCAAAGCCCAGGAGGAACAAGCCACAGAGCAACCUGGCACUGUGGAUCCUGGAAACCUGUGGGGAGAAGAGUCUCAAACCUUCCACUGCAAGCCCUAUACAAAGGUAGACAAAGAUGAGGUCUCAAAGCCAAGUGAUGAUUCAGAGAACACAAUCUUUUCCAACUCAGAUUCAGCACAGCCACCCAGAAAGGGAGACACUGGACACACGGACAGGUCUGACUCUGGGUUAGCCGAAGCAGCAUGGCAGGUGGUGGCUGAAACCCACAUGGCUGAUACAGCUAUCUCAGCCCACAAACCCCAUGAGGAGGACCCCAUCCAGACACCAGCCCCAGAUGGUACAGGUGAGCAUUCUGUUCCCAAAGAAGCUGUCUGGGAGAAGCCAGGAUUACUGACCAAAUGCCUGGACAUGCUUCAGGAUAGGGAAGGACUGGGAAAAACAGAGUCUCCGUCUGCUUUCAAAUCUGAAAAAUCAGAUUUCCUGUCAAGUUUUGCUGCAGAGGUUGUAACCAAAGCCCAGGAGGUGGAGCACACUUUGGAAAUAAGGAUGGCAGACUGCCCAUCCCCACAGAAGCCCAGCAGCUGUGACACUGAGGGCUUGUUGGCAUCCCCAGGCCAACCUGGUGGGCCAGGGCAAGAUGCAGCUGGACAGGAAGUUCAUGCUGGUGUGCCACACAGCCCUGAUGGAGAGGACGAAGCAGAGGACUGUGGGCUCACCACUCCCAACCUGCUGCAAGCGUGUCAGGGAAACCCAUCCCGCCCAGAGGACAGCUGGACAAGAGGAGCUGCAUCAGAGUGUCCCCCACUACCUUCUGAAAACUGUCUCCAGCCAUCCCAAUUGGACUCAGAAGCAUCCAUCUUUGAUAUUCUCAGGGAGAAGACCGCACCACCUGCAAAUGGGAAAGAGGCUUACUCAAGUGAUGGAGGGUUUAAGAACCGGGGUUCAGAGUCUUCCGUGGAUGUGAGCUUACCCACUCAUGGUGGAUGGGAACAGGUUUCUGCAUCAGAGCUUCAAAGUCAGCUCCCCAAAGGCAGUCGGUCUGAUGCUCCAAGUUCAACUCCCAAGGACACGGUUCGGGAGAGUUCUCCACCAGUGGAGUCAGAAUCAUCAACCCCAAUAGGACAGAAGUUGCCUGUGCUAGGGGAGAAUGAGCAAAAGGGAGUAGGCUGUGGUGGUCAGCCUCCUGCAGCAGACACCUUAAAAGCUUCUUCUCUUGCAGAGGACUUCAGUAGAAAGGAAAGUUGCAGUGCUGGCCGGGGACCAAGCAAGUCCCAACAAGCGCUGGUUGGUGCUUUGAAGUCAGGCAGCCAACAUGAAGAAGCCUGUUGCAAGGGUGCAGGAGUUUCUGAAGCAGAUGACACCUGGCCCCUGCCCCAGGGCUUGGGUAAGACAGAGAGGGCAAGUAGAAACACAGUGGAGGCCCCGCCUUGUCCACAUGACUCAGUAGCUCUCCUGGAUGCAGCUCACUGCCUGCUGGCCCCAGCGCCUGCCAGUGCCAGAAUCACACCCACCCAGGAUGCCCCAGAGAAACAGGCAUAUGAUAAACGCCAGGAAGACAGGCAGGAACCAGUGCCAGCCCAGCAGCAGGGAAUGCAGUGCCCAGCCACCAUGGAUGCAGAGGCCCCAAAGCUUCUUGGAAGUUUCCCAUCAGCUGGGGAGCAAGAUAGUGAAGGUGGAGCUGCUGAGAGUGGUGGAAAUGACAGUGAAGGAGGCCCCAGGAUGCUGCAGGCUCCCAGAGAACCAGAAGCUGCUCGGAGCGUGGUCUUCUUAGAUACCGAGCACUGCUUUGUGGCCGGGAAAGAAGCUUCUACCUUGGCCCUGGGUGAGCCUUGCCAAGCUGAGCGGCUUGUGUCCAGCUGCCAGGGGACCUUGCUAUCAGUCAGAGAACUGGGUGGGACCCCCAGAAGCACUGUGGGUAUUUCUGCCUGCCAGGCUAUCCCUGACCGAAAGAGGCUUCUGCUGUCCGGGCCACAUGCAGAGGCUGAUCCUGACACCCCCUACCUGCACAUUGAUGGUGCUGCUGGGAAAGGAGCAAAAGACAGUAUAGUGAAAGCUAUUUCCUCCAAGGGCUCCCAGGCUCCUGGUGAAAGCUCCUGCCCCACAGAGGAGCCCUUGCUUGCCCUUGGAAAUGCUGCCUCUGCGAAGCUGCCUGCUGGCUCCGCGAAGCUGCCUGCUGGCUCCCUCACCUUGCCCUUGCAUUCAGGAGCUGCAAGUGGGGAAAUCCCUGCAGUGCAGCUCAUCAGUGAAAGCCCCAAAGCUGGAAUCACUGAGGGACCUGUGGCCUCAGUGCCCUACCUGGACAGGAUGCCUCUCUUGGCCAUGGGUAAGCAGACAGCAGGGGAGGAUGUAGUGGCCACAGCUCCAGACCCAGGUGCCAGACCGUGUAAGAUUCCAGUGUGCCCUCCUAGUGAGGAUGGCAUGGUGGCCAAUACAGAAAGAGAGACAGUAGGUAGUGGGGAGAAGAUGGGAGGUCCUUCCCCAGAUCCAAAGAGGGACGUAUCGUGUGGUGUGGGUGCAAGCUCCAAGCAGAUCGGCAUGAUCACUGGGUUCCCUGACUUCAGGGAGCACAUCACCAAGAUCUUUGACCAGUCUGUGUUUGGAGCACUGGCCACUGAUGGGCCCCAGAGAGCACCUGGUGAAAAGGCAGGAGCUGGGAAAAAUGUGGUGGGCAAGGACCCUGCCAUACGACCACUAAAUCCAGAAAACCAUCUAGAUGGGACUCAAGGAGUGGCCCCUACCCUUCUCCCUGUACCUCCUACCCUUCUCCCUGUACCUCCUGCUAUACUCUUGGAGAAGAAACAAGAAUGGGCUGUUGAGGCUGAGAUUUCCCCUCUGGUUUCCCAGGAUCCAGCUCCAGGCAAACUGCUGGCUUGGGCAGGACCAGCCUUGGAGCAAAACCUGCCAGAUGCCAAUGUUGAGGAGGAGAUGACUGGUGUCCCAUCAAUAGUGAGAAGUGAGAGGACAGAGGGGUGUGAGGAGGCCUGCCUAGGCCUGGGGACCCAGGCUCACUCACAGCCUGUGGAGAGUGGGCAAGAAUUAGCUGCAGGUCUUCCCUCACCCUUGCUGGCCGAUCAGGGGAUGCCUAUAGAAGGAAUCACUGACCCCAAGGUGGCUCCCCAGAGCGGUGGAAGAGAGGCCUUGGUUCAACAUGACAGAAUUCCUUCUAGAGAACAGCGCCCGGGAACAUCAGCCUGUGAAGACCAACACAGAAAAGCUAGUCCCCAGGACUUUGCUCACACAGGGGGUCCAGAUGAUGUGCUGGGAUCCACCUGUGCCCUUGAAGCCUCUUCUCCCGGUGGGGAUAUGUUAAUGAUGCCUAAGGCUAACAACAGUGAGCCUGGGACCCCUCGAACACUUGGGGGUGGGAGGAGCCCUGAGGCUACCGCCACCAUCUUGGAAAUGCAAAAUGCCUCAGGGCACAAGAGCACCCCUAAGCCACAGGCUGGAGAAGUGACAGACAUCUCCCUAGAGCCCAGCAAAGUGUCAGGAGCUGCUGGGGAAGCUGAGUGUGACAUCACAUCGCACACAGCUAAGAGGUGGGCAUGUGGAUCUGGUGACUUGCCUGAAACAGGUACUACAAGGAUGUUCUCUGGCGUGGCUCAUGACUCAGAGCUGCCGGGAAGCUAUCAGGACCCAGAAUGCUCUGACAGGGCUCAGAUGAUGGAGGACGAAGUCACCCUUAGAGAGGACAGCCUAGCUGGGCACCAGGAGACAAAGGAGCAGCUGAAGCCCGAGCUCCCUGCUCCUGCUGGGCACAUGAAGGAGUGUGUCUCUUCAGAACUGGACAAAACUGGAGACCCUAAGCUGCAGCACUUGGCUCCAGAAGAGCUCCACGGUGACAGGAGGAGCCCUGGGCCUGUCCCAGCCACCUCACCUUUGAUUCCUGAGAAUGCUCUGAGAGACACUUCUUCAGAUGAGGCCAGAAGUGCAGGAAGACUAGAAAGCUCACCUGUAACUGAUGAUGUCAUCCAGCCGGCUGCCUCCACAGACUUGGGAAACCCACCCUUAGCUACCUCCUCCCACCACAGUGAUGCUGUUGGCCAGGUCCCUACAGAUCUGACAGCCCAGAGGAGUUCGGACUCUGAAGAAGCAUUUGAGACCCCAGAGUCAACAACCCCAGUUAAAGCUCUGCCAGCCCCACCCCCGCCACCCCCUGAGGUUAUCCCGGAACCUGAGGUCAGCGCGCCGGCGCCAGCCCCAGAAGAACCAGGAUGCACUUCUGAGACGGUCACCGUCCCCGAUGGCCCACGCAGCAGCUCAGUGGAAGGAAGUCCUUUCCGACCCCCACACUCCUCCUCUGCCGUCUUCGAUGAAGACAAGCCUAUAGCCAGCAGUGGGACGUACAACUUGGACUUUGAUAACAUUGAGCUGGUGGGUAACUUUCAGAGCUUGGAGCCUCGCUCCUCAGACUGUAGGAGCCAGGACUGCAAGGUGAGCACGCGCAGGAAGUCUACGGAGUCUGUGGCCCCCUCCAAGUCCACGCUGUCCCGCUCGCUCAGUCUUCAAGCCAGUGACUUUGAUGGGGCUUCCUGCCUGGGGAGCCCCGAGACUGUGGCCCUCGCCCCAGAUGCCUGCAGCACAGGAUCCAACAGCGCUUCUAGUACUCUCAAGCGAACUAAAAAACCGAGGCCACCUUCUUUAAAAAAGAAACAGACGUCCAAGAAGCCCACAGAAACCCCCGCAGUGAAAGAGACCCAGCAAGAGCCAGCCGAGGAGAGUCCUGACCCCAGUGAGGAACAGCUGACAUCUGAGGCAAAGACAGAGCUGGCCACGGCCGAGGGCUCUGGGUGCAUCCUCCCGGAGGAGACGCCCCUGGACCCUGCCGCCGGGCCCAAAGCUGCCUCUCCUCCAGACUUGGACUGUGGGGAGGGCGCUUGUCCCCCAGCUUCCGGAGGUGGCAGGGUGCAGAACUCACCUCCCAUUGGGAGGAAAACGUUGCCUCUUACCACGGCCCCCGAGGGAGUGGAGGUGACCCCAUCGGAUAGUGGGGGGCAAGAGGACUCCCCGGCCAAAGGGCUCUCAGUGAGGCUGGAGUUUGACUAUUCUGAGGACAAGGGUAGUUGGGACAACCAGCAGGAAAAUCCCCCUCCUACCAAAAAGAUAGGCAAAAAGCAGGUUGCCAAAAUGCCCCUGAGGAGGCCAAAGAUGAAAAAGACACCUGAGAAACUUGACAACACUCCUGCCUCACCUACCAGGUCCCCCACUGAACCCAAUGACAUCCCUGUUGCUAAAGGUACCUACACCUUUGAUAUUGACAAGUGGGAUGACCCCAAUUUUAACCCUUUUUCUUCCACCUCAAAAAUGCAGGAAUCUCCCACAUUGCCCCAGCAGUCGUAUAACUUUGACCCAGACACCUGUGAUGAGUCCCUUGACCCCUUUAAGACAUCCUCUAAGACCCCCAGCUCACCUUCCAAGUCCCCAGCCUCGUUUGAGAUUCCAGCCAGUAUUGAAGCCAAUGGAGUGGAUGGGGACGGGCUGAACAAGCCUGCCAAGAAGAAGAAGACACCCCUAAAGACGAUGGUUGAAGAUGUGAUGUCUGUGUGUUCUCUGUUUGACACAUUUAGGGUGAAAAAGUCACCAAAACGGUCUCCUCUCUCUGAUCCACCUUCUCAGGACCCCACUCCAGCUGCAACACCAGAAACACCACCAGUCAUCUCUGCAGUGGUCCACGCUACAGAUGAGGAAAAGCUGGCGGUCACCAGUCAGAAGUGGACAUGCAUGACCGUGGAUUUGGAGGCUGACAAACAGGACUUCCCACAGCCCUCAGACCUGUCCACCUUUGUAAACGAGACCAAAUUCAGUUCACCCACGGAGGAGUUGGAUUACAGAAACUCGUAUGAAAUUGAAUAUAUGGAAAAAAUUGGCUCCUCCUUACCUCAGGAUGAUGACGCCCCGAAGAAACAGGCCUUGUACCUUACGUUUGACACGUCUCAGGAGAGCCCCAUCAAGUCUUCCCCAGUCCGGAUGUCAGACUCCCCGACGCCGUGUUCAGGGUCAAGCUUUGAGGAGACUGAAGCCCUUGUGAAUGCUGCAGCAAAAGUCCAGCAUCCUGUCACACGAGGAGCGGCCACCAGCCAAGAGCCACACUUGCAAGUGCCAGAGAAAUCCUCCCAGAAAGACCUGGAGGCCAUGGCCUUGGGGACCCCUUCAGAGGCGAUCGAAAUUACAGCUCCUGAGGGCGCCUUUGCCUCUGCUGAUGCCCUUCUCAGCAGGCUGGCCCAUCCUGCCUCUCUCUGUGGUGCGCUUGACUAUCUGGAACCCGACUUAGCAGAAAAGAACCCCCCAGUAUUUGCUCAGAAGCUUCAGGAGGAGUUAGAGUUUGCCAUCAUGCGGAUAGAGGCCCUGAAGCUGGCCAGGCAGAUUGCCCUGGCUUCCCGCAACCGCCAGGACACCAAGAGAGAGGCUGCUCACCCACCAGAUGUCUCCAUCUCCAAAACAGCCCUGUACUCCCGCAUCGGGACCUCCGAGGUGGAAAAACCUGCAAGCCUUCUGUUUCAGCAGCCAGACCUGGACUCUGCACUCCAGGUUGCCAGAGCUGAGGUCAUCACCAAGGAGAGAGAGGUCUCAGAGUGGAAAGACAAAUAUGAAGAAAGCAGGCGGGAAGUGAUGGAAAUGAGGAAGAUCGUGGCCGAGUAUGAGAAGACGAUUGCACAGAUGAUAGAGGAUGAACAAAGAGAGAAGUCAGUGUCCCACCAAACAGUGCAGCAGCUGGUCCUGGAGAAGGAGCAGGCCCUGGCCGACCUGAACUCCGUGGAGAAGUCUCUCGCUGACCUUUUCAGGAGAUAUGAGAAGAUGAAGGAAGUCCUAGAAGGUUUCCGCAAGAAUGAAGAGGUGCUGAAGAAAUGUGCGCAGGAGUACCUGUCCCGAGUGAAGAAAGAGGAGCAGAGGUACCAGGCCUUGAAGGUGCACGCAGAGGAGAAGCUGGACAGGGCCAACGCUGAGAUUGCCCAGGUUCGAGGCAAGGCCCAGCAGGAGCAAGCUGCCUACCAAGCCAGCCUGCGGAAGGAGCAGCUGAGAGUGGAUGCUCUCGAAAGAACACUGGAGCAGAAGAAUAAAGAGAUAGAAGAGCUCACCAAGAUUUGUGAUGAACUGAUUGCCAAAAUGGGGAAAAGCUAACUCUGAACCAAAUGCUUGGACUUGACUGUUGCGUGCAAUAUGACCACUGGCACACUGCUGUCCCUGGAGUUACACGGACAGGUUCUGUUUUCACUUUUCGUAUGCACUACUGUAUUUUCUUUCUAAAUAAUGUUUGAUUUGAUUGUAUGCAGUACUAAGGAGACUAUCAGGAUUUCUUGCUAUUGGUUUGCAUUUUCCUAGUAUAAUUCAUAGCAAGUUGACCUCAGAGUUCCUGUAUCAGGGAGAUUGUCUGAUUCUCUAAUAAAAGACAAAUUGCUGACCUUGGCCUUGCCCUUUGUACACGAAUUCCCAGGGUGAGCAGCUUUUGAUUUAAUACGAACAUGUACAGCGUGCAUAGGGACUCUUGCCUUAAGGAGUGUAAACUUGAUCCACACUUGCUGAUUUGUUUUAAAGAACGCAUGUUUCAAAUAAAAUCUUCUAUUGUAAAUAAAUUUUUUUCUUUGGAUCUUG
Molecule: messenger RNA, 9165 nt
Organism: Heterocephalus glaber (naked mole-rat)
Lineage: Eukaryota; Metazoa; Chordata; Mammalia; Rodentia; Bathyergidae
Gene: Tacc2
Product: transforming acidic coiled-coil containing protein 2
Biological process (GO): nuclear migration; mitotic spindle organization; cerebral cortex development
Cellular component (GO): cytoplasm
Source: RefSeq, a predicted model, not a curated record